AUGGAGCAUAGGCUGUCCGUUGCCGGGUUUACAGGCUUUCCGUCUGUGAAAGCCCAUGAUAGUGGCCCGAAGCCUCCAAGCCGCCGCCGAAGCAAGGUUCCAAGCUUUCUCGCCCUUACGAAUCUGCCAACAUGCGCCAUGAUAUCCCGCUUCCCUGCAGCCCAGUGGGGGAGCCGAGCCGGGGGUGUCAACUCCGAAGGACGCACCAUGCCUGAGCUGGCAAUGGGCCGAGCAAGACGCAACAGACUCGACGCCAUCCCCAGACUUCCAUGGGCCAAGAGCCCCGCCACAUCUCUCAGGACGACAUUUGCUCUCCCCAGCGAGCGGCGAAGCACGGUCGAGGCAUCCGGCAGCCUCAGAGACGCCGCCACCUAG
This is a messenger RNA of Metarhizium robertsii ARSEF 23, 375 nucleotides long. RefSeq names its product DUF1445 domain-containing protein. The record is from RefSeq and is a predicted model, not a curated record. Bases 1 to 375 code for a protein of 124 amino acids. NCBI's taxonomy places the organism in Eukaryota, Fungi, Ascomycota, Sordariomycetes, Hypocreales, Clavicipitaceae. The transcript has a single exon.